GCCACGGCCAUGUGAUCCAAGCCCUGCCCCUUUUUUAUGUGCGUCGAGACUUCAAUUACAUGGUUGCAGUUGUCAUCUUGACUUUUUUUUACUGUCUCCCCCUGGAUACCCGAUUCAGUGUAUUUUAGCUGCGAUUGUUCAUUCUUGAGUUCUAAAUUGAAAGCAAAAACUGCCCCCGAGAACUCCUACUCUGAAUGCAUAGUCUGGUAACACCCCAACUAGGCAGCUGGGCCAGGCUUUUUCCUGCUUGCUUCUAAAAUUUUGUUGCGUUUUCUCCUUGUUUGGUACUCAUGCCUGCAGGUUUCCCAGAAGAUCCUCAAGCGAUGGCUGCCACCCAGCCGACAGAGGGAACCAUCGUAGUGGGUGGGCAGACUCUGUUCUCCCGCCAGGCUAAGCCUGCCCAGCAGACUCCUCGCUUUUCUGUCCUGCUGCUACACGGCAUUCGUUUUUCAUCGGAGACUUGGCUCAACCUGCAGACUUUGUCUAUUUUGGCAGAAGCUGGAUAUCAUGCUGUAGCUAUUGAUCUGCCAGGAUUCGGCCAUUCCAAAGAUGCUACCGCUCCAGCUCCUGUUGGAGAGCCGGCACCAGGCAGUUUCCUGAAGUCCGUCUUGGAGGCCCUGAAAUUUGACCAAGCGGUGGUGAUCAGUCCAUCUCUCAGUGGGAUGUAUUCACUUCCAUUCCUUUUUCAACACAAUCACCUUCUCAAGGCCUACAUCCCAGUGGCUCCCAUCUGCACAGAGAAGUUCCCACCCACCCAAUAUGCCAGUGUCAAGACACCAACUCUCAUCGUAUAUGGGGACCAAGAUGUCCAACUGGGAGAAGUGAGCCUGAACAACUUGAAGAACUUACCUAAUCACAAGAUGAUGAUGAUGAAAGGGGCAGGCCAUGCCUGUUACCUUGACAAGCCAGAUGAGUGGCACCAGGGGCUGCUGGAUUUCCUGAAGAACAUACAGUAAAGAACAAAUCAGCCAGCAUUGGUCUAACUGACUGAUAAUCAAUGAGGACCUCACCACUUUUUCUAGGGUAUACUUCCAAGGUACUAGGAUCUCUUCCUGCAGUUCUGCCAGCAACCUGAGUAGGACCCAGGUUGUUUGUGGAGUGUCUAACCACGAUACACCUAAAAGUAUUAGGAAAAGUACAGUGCUGCAUCCAGAACACGUUCACUGAUUCAAGGUUCACUAAUUGCAUAAUUAAAAUGACCGGCUGCGAUUUUUUCUGUUUGGGCCAUGAGAUACUCUAUGUGAAGUCAAAUUUACAUAACAUAAUCAUUCAUAGAAAUCUAUUGGGAUCUGUUGCAUGGAUAUAUUGGGAGUUGGUCCUCAGUAUCAUGAGCUCUUCUGCUUUCCUGUCACUGACUCAUAAAUGAUUUUUUUUUCUCAAAGCUGAUUGAGUGCUGGCUGAGAUAGAUGGUAAGGCAAUGGCUGGGUUUAAAUAUCAUAUGAACGUAUUGUGGUUUGAUUGUUGUGACUUAGCACACAAUAGAAUCUAUAGGUUUUUCUAUAAGCUAACCUGCACUGACCUCUAUUAUGUCUUGGUCCUUGUUAUAUCUUUGUUAGUAGGACACUUUUGUUUUGAUGACUGAACAUAGCCUUCUCCAACUUGAUGGCCUGCAUGUCUGUUGAGUUUUAAUUUCCAUAAUUCUCAGCAAGCAUGGAAACUGUGCUAGUUAGGAUGUAUGUGAAUUGAUAUCCAUUACAUCUGGACAUCAAGUAGCAGGUUUGAGGAAAACUAGACUACAUUUUAUUCUGUUUUACCCACAUAUUUUUACAUAAGGAUUGGCUUCUUCUGGAUGGAAGAACUGCAUAUUCUGUUACAAGGAGCCCUAGAGAUUUUGUGAAGAGCAAUUAUACUGGGGCAGAACAUAUGCUGGCAACAUUCUCUAACUUUAAAGAAUGCUAUACAGUAUUGGGGGACAAAUUCUUAGCUUUCUCCUGUUUUUGAAAAAAAAAAUGACAAGGUAUGUAUGUUACAUGAUACCUCCCCUCUUGGAAGCCUGGCUUAAAGGUUUAAAAAACAGUUGGGCGGGCCACUGAAUCAGAGCUGUGUUUAACCAUAGCUACCAAACUAGCAUGAUUCCCUGGAUAGUACCUAUAUAGUCAAUUUAAAGAGAAACAACAUUGAUCACACUUUAUGAACAAGAGAGAGUAAGCGUUGCAUUUCUUGUUCCUUUGCUCUAGAAAUAUAAUCAAAGGGAAUGCAGACUUCUGAGAAUAAGGUUGCAGCAGGAAAGUUAAUAACAUUAGUUGUGCAGGUGCCUGGAUUUCUGGUGAGUUCCUGCUGUACCAGUUUGAUUAUCAAAAUGUAUUCAUUUGUAAUCAAAUAAAUCUGAUUUAUAUCUGUUUU
Molecule: messenger RNA, 2343 nt
Organism: Candoia aspera
Lineage: Eukaryota; Metazoa; Chordata; Lepidosauria; Squamata; Candoiidae
Product: putative protein-lysine deacylase ABHD14B
Exons: 3
Coding region: 291-956 (221 amino acids)
Biological process (GO): positive regulation of transcription by RNA polymerase II
Cellular component (GO): cytoplasm
Molecular function (GO): hydrolase activity
Source: RefSeq, a predicted model, not a curated record